Penicillium olsonii is the source of this 2445-nucleotide messenger RNA. The record is from the annotation of a GenBank genome assembly. Lineage: Eukaryota; Fungi; Ascomycota; Eurotiomycetes; Eurotiales; Aspergillaceae.
AUGAAUCAGGACAAUUUCCCAUUGAAAUUCCGCCGAGCCUCCAGCAAACUGUCCAAGGAAGCCCCUAGCUUCAGUUCGCGCAUUCUUCGGAGUCAUCAGAGCGCUACCUCGUUGAAACGCACCCCCUCCGCCCCCGUCUACCCGCGCUCCUCUCCUAGCAGCAGCCGCGAGCACAACCGGUCGCGAUCCAACGCACAGUUCCCGGGCUCCUCGUCCUCCUCCCUAGAGCAGAACAGUGGCGGUCCCUCGCCAUUGAAUGACGAAUCCAGUGGCUUUUUCUCCGGCUUCACCUCACGCUCCCGCACCCGCAGCUCCAACCGUUUCUCUUACACCGAGCAGAGCUCGGAUGAAUUAAACGCCCCUUACGAAACGCGGGGCAUGCUCAGUGCCCUGGACGAGAACAUCGCCGAGCCAGACCCUCAUUCCCAGCAGAAGCCUCCACUCCGCUCCCAUCACACCAGCCCCGAUAAUCGCGGCCGCCACUCCCUCCGGCAGUCCGCCAGCUUCACCACCCUCACGAACCGCAUGGAUCCAUUCGCCCACCGCGAAACCGAGCGGGUGACGAACGUUAAUGGCAACAAACGGUAUUCUGAUGAUGGUGCUAACACUCCGCCGGCGCCCCGAACAAGGCAGAGCAAGAAGGCGAGCUUCUCGAGAUUCGUGGACAGUAUGCUGGGAACUCCCGGUCGCAACAUGAAGAUUUCAGCUCCAGAGAACCCAGUCCACGUCACCCACGUCGGUUACGACAACCAGACCGGUCAGUUUACAGGACUGCCCAAAGAGUGGCAGCGCCUCCUCCAGGAGAACGGCAUCUCGAAGAAGGAACAGGAAGAGCACCCGCAGACUAUGGUGGAUAUCAUGCGAUUCUACGAAAAGAACACCCGCGGCGACAGUGACGACGAAGUCUGGCACAAAUUCGACAACGCGCAAGCCACGAGCCCCAGCGGACGACAAUCGCCCCCAGGAAGCCCGCGAUUCCCACAAAACCACGAGCGUAGCUUUGAGAAUCCGCGGUCGCCUCCACCGGUUCCUCGCGGUCCUCCGGUUGGCACACCAUCGAUGUCUCCCUCGUCUGCGGGCAUGGUCCCUCAUCGCGCUCCCCCGAAGCCACCGACCGGGAUGACCCCCUCCCGCGCUCCUCCCCAACCACCCGUCUCGAACCUGUACGCAAGCCCGCAGCCCCAACGGUCCCAGGACAACUAUGGACCUACGUUUGGUACCCCGACCAUCCCGGAAACCGAACCGUUGCCCGUCUCUCCCCAGCGCAGUCCCUCCGGCUCCCGAAAUGGCACCCCCGCCUCCAGCGCCCCCAACGUCAUCGCAUCCCCAACCCAAUACCAGCGUCAGCAGGAGCAGGUCAUGGCCGCAGCCCAACAGGCCUUGGAUCGGAACCGCACGCAGCGACAGCAGGCCCAGCAACCUCCCCCAAUUUCCACCUCUACGACUGCGCCCGCACCUGACCUCUCCUCUGGGGUGUCGCCCACUGUGCGCGCGCCGCCGGCUGCCCGCCCGCGCCAGCGCCAGCGCCAGAGUAAUGCCAUGGAUAUUCGGUCGCGUCUCAUGUCUAUUUGUCACCCUGGAGAUCCCACGCAGAUCUACUAUAAUCUCAACAAGAUUGGCCAGGGUGCAUCGGGUGGUGUGUUCACCGCGUAUGAACACCCCCAUAAUAACUGUGUUGCCAUCAAGCAGAUGAACUUGGACCUGCAGCCCAAGAAGGAACUGAUUAUUAAUGAGAUUUUGGUCAUGAAGGACAGUAAGCACAAGAACAUUGUGAAUUUCCUGGAAAGCUUCCUCCACGGGCUGGAUCUGUGGGUGGUCAUGGAGUAUAUGGAAGGUGGCAGUCUGACAGAUGUGGUCACCUUCAACAUUAUGAGCGAAGGACAAAUUGCAGCUGUCUGCCGUGAGACCCUGAAUGGCUUGCAGCAUUUGCACUCCAAGGGCGUUAUCCAUCGUGAUAUCAAGUCCGACAAUAUUCUUUUAGCAUUGGAUGGCAACAUCAAACUGACCGAUUUUGGUUUCUGUGCUCAAAUCAACGAUUCGCAAAACAAGCGCAACACCAUGGUCGGAACUCCAUACUGGAUGGCUCCCGAGGUCGUCACUCGCAAAGAGUAUGGUCGCAAGGUCGACAUCUGGAGUUUGGGUAUCAUGGCCAUUGAGAUGAUCGAGGGCGAGCCUCCCUACUUGACGGAAUCCCCUCUCAGAGCCCUAUACCUCAUUGCCACCAAUGGCACGCCCACCAUCAAAGAUGAACACAACCUAUCCCCCAUCUUCCGUGAAUUCCUCCACUUUGCACUCAAGGUUGAUCCCGAGAAGCGUGCAUCUGCUCACGAUUUACUGAAGCACCCAUUCAUGUCCCUCUGCGCACCGCUUUCGCAUCUCGCCCCCUUGGUCAAGGCUGCCCGGAUCAGCCGUGCCCAAGAGAAGGCCCAAAAAGGAGGCGCUUGA